Messenger RNA from Castor canadensis (American beaver), 3536 nucleotides. RefSeq names its product heparan-alpha-glucosaminide N-acetyltransferase (gene Hgsnat). Gene Ontology annotation, biological process: lysosomal transport. NCBI's taxonomy places the organism in Eukaryota, Metazoa, Chordata, Mammalia, Rodentia, Castoridae. Gene Ontology annotation, cellular component: lysosomal membrane. The record is from RefSeq and is a predicted model, not a curated record.
GUUUGUAUUUAUUAUGGGAACUUCGAUUUUUCUAUCAAUGACUUCUAUACUGCAGCAGGGAUGUUCAAAAUUCAAAUUGCUGGGGAAAAUUGCAUGGAGGAGUUUCCUGUUAAUCUGUAUAGGAGUUGUUAUUGUGAACCCCAAUUAUUGCCUUGGUCCAUUGUCUUGGGAUAAGGUGCGAAUUCCUGGUGUUUUGCAGCGGUUGGGGGUGACUUACUUUGUUGUUGCUGCAUUGGAGCUUCUCUUUUCUAACCCUGUGCCUGAAAAUUGCACAUUGGAGAGAAGCUGCCCUUCUUUUCAAGACAUCACUUCCAGCUGGCCCCAGUGGCUCUUCAUUCUGAUGCUGGAAAGUGUUUGGCUGGUCUUAACCUUCUUAUUACCCAUUCCUGGGUGCCCUACUGGGUAUCUUGGUCCUGGCAUUGGAGACUUGGGGAAAUAUCCAAAUUGUACUGGAGGAGCUGCUGGCUACAUUGACCGCUUGCUUCUGGGAGAUGACCACCUUUACCAACAUCCAUCUUCCACUGUGCUAUAUCACACUGAGGUGGCAUACGAUCCAGAAGGAAUCUUAGGGACAAUCAACUCCAUUGUGAUGGCAUUUUUAGGAGUUCAGGCAGGAAAAAUACUACUGUAUUACAAGGAUCAAACCAAAGUCAUCCUCAUUAGAUUUGCUGCCUGGUGUUGUAUUCUAGGUCUCAUUUCUAUUGCUUUGACGAAAGUUUCUACAAAUGAAGGCUUUAUUCCAAUAAAUAAAAAUCUCUGGUCCAUUUCCUAUGUCACCACGCUGAGCUCAUUUGCCUUCCUCAUACUGCUGGUUCUCUACCCAGUUGUCGAUGUGAAGAGACUGUGGACAGGAGCUCCGUUUUUUUACCCAGGAAUGAAUUCUAUUCUGGUGUAUGUUGGCCACGAGGUGUUUGAGAACUACUUUCCCUUUCAGUGGAAGCUGGAGGAUAACCAGUCACACAAAGAGCAUCUGACUCAGAACAUUGUUGCCACUGCUCUCUGGGUGCUCAUUGCCUACAUUCUUUACAGAAAGAAGAUCUUUUGGAAAAUCUGAUAGUGCCUGCUGAAAUGUAUUGCUGGAAGGCUAGUGGGUCUGGGGGAAGUUAUUGAAACAAUCUUUAAGGGAAUCAUCAAUUAUAAAGUUGGUAGGAUACAUAUUUCCAGAUUUGGGGGAAAUAUUGAGGUCCUCAAGCUGGUUUAUUGUGGCACAGGCUCAGAAAUCCGCCUGUAUAUUUCUGACUUAAAAAUUUGAAAUGUUACAGUCUUCUUUUUUUUUUUCUGCAUCUUGUAUGAAAUGGAUGUAUUUAGAACUUCAUUGUAUGGAAAUCUUUAAUUUUCCAAAAGGGAUGUACCAUGGGUACUUUGCUUCUGUGAUGGAUAAAACAGUCUGAAGUCUGUGGGUUGGGAUGUGGCUCAGUAGUAGAGCACUUGCUUAGCAUGCAUAAUGCCUUGGGUUUAAUCCCUAGCACCACAAAACCAUAUAAACAUUCCCACCCUGGCAACAACAACAAUAACAAUAAAAAUAAGGCCUGAUUCUUACUGAUACUAUUUCCUGCAAACUACCUUUCCAUGCCAACAAAAAGUGCCAUAAUUUCUGUUGUGGCAGAAUAUAAAGCUUAUUGACUAGAAUGUAUCAUAAUAUUAUUAAUUUUUUUGACUAAGUGAAAUUUAGUGUUUUAAGAAAGCCAAAGUCAUUUUCUCUUAAGGUUUGUAAGGCUCUGGAUGAGUCCAAAAAAUAUCUAUUUUCUCCUUUUUCCCCAACUUAAAAAGUUAAAGUAUAGACAUAUUAUUGCCAACCACUCUUACUUAUAGUUAUCUACCUACUUAUCUGUCUGUCUAUCUAGGUAUCUAUCUAUCAUCAAUCAUUUGUCUUUAUAUUUCUCUUCCUGUCCAUGUAUCUAGCCAGUAGCUAGGUAAGCUGGGAAAUAGCUACGAAAGAAAGAAGAGUACUCUGUUCUUGCCAUGGGUCCAUUUGUGCCAUCCCUCUUGUGUACGAUGCUGGGCAAAUCCCGUGACCUAUUAGGGCUUUGUUUUCCUCAUCUGAGAAAGAAGAGAGAUGUUGAUGGCCUCCUAGAUCUCUUCCUAGGUCCCUUCUGACUCUUAGGUGUACUGAGGAAAGGUAUGUCAGUAUCUGUUCUGAAUCUCAGCAAAACAAUUUUAUUACAAAAAAAACUCCUCAAAAGGAAUGAUAAAAACUUUAAAAAAUCUUAUUGAAGCAAAUUUUUCAUAAUGGCCUUCCACAAAUUUUUUCAUAAUGGCCUUCCACAAUAGAGGCACCUUUUAUGCUCAUAAUCAUAAAACUGAAGAGGCAGUUUCUUAGGAAUGAAGGUAGAGAUAUAGCACUUUUCGUAUGAUGUAUCAUACCUAGGAAUUUUCUAUGAGAAUUGCAUGUUUAAGAAAAAUCAUGAUAUACUUUAGACCUCUCUUCUGUGGUGGAGCCAUCUCCACUAUUCCAUUGCUUCAACUAUUGCCAUUUUCUGGAUGGUUUUCCAGUCUGUUUCCUGCUCUGGCCACUGCCCUGGUGAACAACAACUUGUACCUGCCUUCUGGGUCCUCAUGCCCCUAGCCCCAGGUGUCUUUGAGCAUCUUAAGCUUACCUUUUCCUUCCUCUCUCUAUACAAAUGCAAACUUUGCCUCUUCAAAUUUUUCUGGCUCUGUGACUGGAUCAUUCUGUCCCUAUAUAUAAAACUGCCAUCAUCUUUUCAUCUAUCUUAUCUUCACUUCUUUUUUCAUAGUUUGUCAUUUCUAAUUAUUCUCAAUUCUGUCUCCAUCUACACCUGUAACUGCUUCAUUCUCAUUGUCACUUUUUCAUUCUCUUGUCAUCUUUUCCAAACUGGCCUCAUUCCCUCAGUCUCUCCUGUAGUCGCCUUCCAUUGUCACCAGGUUAAGCUUUACAAAACUCGUCAGAUCAUUAUUUCCAUUAUAAUAGAAAUAUUUUUGCCUGGCACACAACCACUUUCAAUCAAUCCCAGCAUGCCUUUCCAGUGUUUUUUCUCUGUGUUGUUUUAUCUGCUAUACUUAUUCCAGCCCAGCUAGACUCCUUGCCACUUCCUCCUACUGUUUCUAGUCUUCCCAGAUUGCCUUUUCCUCUUAAUUGCUUCCUAUCUAUGUUUGAUCUGCCAUUCAAAUCUUACUUUUGCUGAGUUCCUCUCUUCUUCUCAUCCCAUAUAUUGGUAUUUAUUGCUUUUGGCAUUUAUUGCUUUCUUGUUUGUGUGGUGGUUAUUUCUUUACAUGUCUAAUUUCGUGUGCUGUAUUAUAGGCUUGUUAAAGGCAAAAAAUUGUACAUUGUUCAUUUGCAUCUUCUUCAUGCUGCCAAGCACACUGCCUUAUACGUAGCAGGUGCUAAAUAAACAUUUAUUGAGGCAAAGAAAUGGUGGGUUUUGUAAAAUUCAGUGCAGGUAAGAUUUGUAUGUAUCUGGAGAGCUCCAUGUCAUGAAUCAGUUAAGGGGAUAGUCAGGUUUUAAGAAUUAAAAAUCCCAAAUCAAUGACCUAAUGAUACAUCUCAAACUCCUAGAAAAACAAGAACAAGCAAAUCC